Molecule: messenger RNA, 357 nt
Organism: Penicillium arizonense
Lineage: Eukaryota; Fungi; Ascomycota; Eurotiomycetes; Eurotiales; Aspergillaceae
Exons: 1
Coding region: 1-357 (118 amino acids)
Molecular function (GO): O-methyltransferase activity
Source: RefSeq, a predicted model, not a curated record
AUGUUCACUGAGCAGCCGCUGAAGGGUGCCAAGGCGUACUAUUUGCGUACUGUGCUGCAUGACUGGCCGGAUAAGCAGUCGCUGCUGGCGCUUGCCCGUGUUCGGGAGGCUAUGGCUGACGACUCGGUGCUGCUGAUUAAUGAGAAUACCUUGCCUGAGGUUGGCGCGUCGAGCUUCUCGGUGUCGUUGGAUAUUAACAUGAUGAAUAUUUUUGCUGCUUUGGAGCGGACUGAGAAGCAGUGGGUUGAUCUGCUGGAGCGGGCUGGCUUCAGGGUGGUCAAGAUUUGGCGCGCUGACUAUGAUGGUGUCGGAUCGAAUGCGUUGUUCGAGGCUGUCGCUUGUCAACUGUGGAAUUGA